AUGCUGGCGCCUGCUAUCUUUCGUCGGGGGUUUCUUCCAGCCCUUUUGGCUAUCAUUGUAUGUGCUGGACAUGCUGCCGCAGCCAAGGAAGUCUAUAUCCCCUCGUCCUGGGCUAGCACAGGCGAAGUCCCAUGGACUCAGGACCGUACCAAGCAGUCGAACAACUUCAUUUUGUUGUGGGGUGAGAAGUCUGGCACCAACCCAGUCUCGGCACCAUCCGACUAUGCCUUCGACCCUGAUGAUAUUAUUGCCCAGCUCGAGAAACUCUAUUCGUUCUACGUCAAUGACAUGAAAUUCACCCCUGAAGCCGGCCUUCUAGCACAGUAUAAGAUCAUCGUCAUCAUCACCCGAACAUGGAACCGCGUGGAGUUGGAUGGAUGGGCUACAGGUGGUAGCGCCGAAGGCAAAGUCGGCGUGAUCAAUGUUGCUCCUGGUGCUGCAUUACCUGGUUCCUGGGGUCUUGCUCACGAACUCGGACACGUCUUCCAGAAUCUUGCGUUCCUGGGCAAGUCCGGACUCGGUUUCACAGACGCAUCGUCGGGAACCUUCUGGGAGGCGAGUGCCGAAUAUAUGGCCAUGCAGGUCUACCCUGAUGGAGGAGCCGGUGAUCUUACUCGCUUCCUGCGCACCGAGAACCUCGCCUACUCAUCAAGCAGGCAUCAUUAUGGUGCCUGGAUGUGGAUUCAGUAUAUCGUCGACAAGAACAACAGCAUUGCGACCUUCAACCGCUUGUGGAAUGAGGCAAAGAAUACCGAGAAUCCUCUGCAGACCUACGAGCGACUUGCCGGCCUCACUCACCAGCAAUUCAAUGAGCGGAUGGGCGAGUAUGGGCAGCACCAAGUGACGUACGACUACACCAACAACGCCACCUUUAUGCCAUUCAUCGAGAGCGUGUACGGCUACGAGUUCAUCAAUGCAUACAACGGUAUCGCCGUCGAUGCGGUGAAUAAGAAUGCCGGGCACUACGCUGUCCCAACAGCCCUCGCACCAUCUGACUACGGCUACAACAAGAUCAAGCUGGUGCCUAGCAGUUCUGGUGCUUUGAUCAAGCUCCACUUCAAGGGCCAUGAGAACAGUGCUGCGGGUUCCGGCUGGAGCUACGGCUUCGUCGGCGUGACGAACAAGACCCCUCGCUACGGACCAAUCUAUACCGCAGCGGACACUCAGAUCGAGUUCCAAACCAAGGCCGGCGAGGAGGUUUACCUUGUUGUGGUGGGCGCGCCCUCGACUGUGCACAAGUAUAGCUUCGAGAGCGGUUACACCAACCAGUAUCGGUAUCCAUACGAGUUCGGCAUCAGCGGUGCGGUACCCUCUGGUUAUGAAUCCGGCUACACCAAGCCAGCGGCCGUCGGUGGCAGCUGGCAUAGCAACGGUGGCGGCUGGGUCAGCAGCCGAGCAACGGUUGCUUCAACCGCAUAUGUAGGUCCACGAGCGGCAGUGUACGGAAGCUCGACUGUUAGUGGAAAUGCUCGUAUCGAGGGGCUGGCCUGGGUCAAUUCGGGUGCAACCAUCAGUGGCAAUGCCGUGGUCAAGGACAAUGCUCUUAUCCAGGGCGGCGCCAACCUGUCUGGCUCGAUGGUUGUCGGUGGUGAUGCUGAGCUGGCCAUCGCCUGUUCUUCCGGCACGUACUUGAGAUUUGAUGGAGAACGUGGAUGUGACGGAAAGGCAGGGGAAACGGAUGUCAAUCCCUCAAUAACGUAUUUUACUGAUGCUCAGGUGGCUAUAAGCUAG
Messenger RNA from Clonostachys solani, 1731 nucleotides. The record is from the annotation of a GenBank genome assembly. NCBI's taxonomy places the organism in Eukaryota, Fungi, Ascomycota, Sordariomycetes, Hypocreales, Bionectriaceae.